UUAUUUGUCUCGUCAGUCUGUCACUGGCAGCAGCUCGGUUCGGUUUGUUUUGCGCGUUGUUUUGUUGCAGCUUUGCGUUGGCUGUUUUUCUUAGCAGUGACUAAAAAGAAAAAAAAAACUCAUUGUGUGAGGGUUUUCGUUGUUUCCAAAUCCAGCAAAAGUGCGAUUAGUUUAUCAGUGAUUAACGGUUGAUUUCGUGUUUCCUGUCUCGAUCCUCGCGUGUCGUGUCAUUGUCGUCGCGCUGGUUACCGAUUACGAUCGACGAAAAAGCAACGGAUCAACUCCUCAACGACUUUGGGGGGAAGCAUCAAGCGUGUUUAUUAUUGCCAACAUCCGCAUUGGGCGCAAUCUUCCGCGGUGGCGGAAGAAAUCCCAUAAAGAAGAAUAACAAACACCGUUGUGAAAAGGCGCAAAAAAAAAACAACAGAGACCCGAAACCCACGGAUAGAUGGGGGCGCGCGCGAUUGACCAAAAGUGAAGUUCGAGCAUCCUCCUCAUCAUUGUUUUUGGUCGUAGUUGUUUGAAGUGAUCGUGCGGGUUCGCUGCCGCGCGGUAACGGAGCCGAUCAACACGACGGCAGGGGUAACCUGAGCCUAGUGCGAGUGUGGCUUGCAUUUGGAGUAGAUCUUUCGACCGGGCAAGACGCGCGAUUUUCGAGUUAAGACGGCUACUGCGGCCAAUUCACAGGCUCUCGAAAGAGCACAUUCCAGUGAAUCGACAGAAAUUCGAGUGCGAAGGGAAUCACAAGUGCAAUAAAGCGAAGAGUUAUGAUGCUGGUGGUGUGAUGAGUGGAAGCCAAGUGCUAUUGGGAAGAUCGCACCCCCGUUUUGAUUGAGUGCAGAUCGUGAGUGAGUUAGAUGAGCCGCCGAGCGAUAUGUGGUUUGUGAAACGACGGCCAAGUGCUACGAGUAGUGAAAUUGUGAAGCGAAAUAACGUCCCCUUUGAUAUAAUCGGUUUUUGUGGGUUCGACCAGUGGCAGCGGCUCCAGUGGCUGCGAAGCCGACAGCUGUUUCGACGGUAGGAUAUUGAAACCGCAACGAAAGCAACACCACAUCUACUACGGAAUAUAAUUAUCGUUGAAUAGUGGUGCGCUAUAGUGCUGGCUCGGGUUUACUCUCGGUGUGGGAUACAAAGGGCUCAGCACACAGGACGGUGAAUGCAUGAUGGAACCGCGAGGGGCGCUUUUCCGAGAGAUCCAUAAAAACACCUGGCUGCGACGGCUGAGCGGUGACGGAAAGAGACCAUCUGUGCUGGCUAAGAAAGCGGACCGUUACUGGGUCGUGUUCUGCGUCCAUGACGACUGCGAAGCGUUCCUCGAGGGUUACGUCGAUCCGCGACAGGCGCCGUCGCACAGCCCGGAGUGGUCCCUCUCGCUGCAAACCGUCCAGCACAUUUCGCACGCCCUCGUUCCGGUCGAGCAGGAGUUCGAGUUUGUGAUAACCCUCAGCACCGAUGUGGCCCGGUUCAACGCCAACACGUGGGAGUGCAUGCAGGAGUGGGUCGAUUCGCUGCGAUCCAAACUGCGGGAGAUGAAAUUGCUCUCGCCCAAGGAGAAUCUGUACUCCAAGCUGCCAGAGAUUAGACCACCUCUGGCGCCAACGCGAGAUCCUACUUCGCCUCUACCGGCAACUCCGCCGGUUCCGGCGGCUAUUGUCCCUGGAAUAGAACGCAUUCAACCCAUUUCCUUACAACUACAUCAUCCCACUCCAACAUCCUCCCAACCUUCCAGUAUUACUCCCGUUUUGGUUCCUACGACGAGCACUGCCCCCAACAUCUCGAGUGCCUCCUCCUCAGCGACCCACGUCCCGCCAAUCACUGCCAUGUCCAAUACGUCAACGCAGAAUCUCAUGAACCUGCUUACGAACCCGCUGCAAGCCGUGAGCAGCCUAAAUAAUCAGCACAUUAGCAGUCAGCACCUUUUCGAUGCCAUAUCGCUAGCAUCCUCCGAUCUGUCCGACGCCAGCCUGGACGAGUAUUCGAGCGAACUCAUCAAACGAUUCAUAUCGAGUAAUAGUCCAUUAGCGUCGCCUCCGCCCUCAACGGUGGCGUCAACGCUGGCCUCAUCGAGUUCCGGCAGUGCCGUGGCCGGUCCAUCCACUAGCAGCGGUGCGUCAAAUUUGGGCAAACCUCAAAAACCGGUCAAGGAGAACGUAAUCACCAGCGGCAGCAGCGGUGCUUCGUCCUCAUUGGCCACAACAUUCGUGAACAACGUGCUGGCCGAUCCGGGAACAACGUCACUCAAGCGUACGGACAAAAAAGUGCUGGUCGACGUCCGAGCGGAGGAUUUUGCUGCUGACGAUAGUGGGAGUGAUGAAGAAGCUGACGCCAGCAACAGCUCCGGUACCGGCACCACCAGUUCCAGUAGCAGCAGUAGGAGUAGUAGCAGCAGCAGCGGCAGCAGCAGUAACUACGGCUGUGGCAGUAGUGAGGGUAGCAACAGGAGUGAUAGAGCGAGGCGAAUCGGGACCGAAAGUGGCAAUGAAUCAUCGUUAUUAUCAACAGCACCGGCGUCGACGAGCCAAUCCUUGGCCGGUGAACGCAUCACGACGACGUCUUCAUCGUCGUUCUCCAAGGCAAGACAUGCCAACCGCGAUGACCCUAAGCGAACUCGCCGGAAAUCGGGCAAUAAGUCAUCGAGCAAAUCCUCCACCAACGUUACCAUCAUCCAAGUGUCGAAUGGUUCCAGUGACAGCGAAUCCCCGGUAAAGCUGCUGGCAUCUCCAAAACCGCAGCAUCGCACCAAACCGGAACUGGUUACGAAACUGUCCAACGGUAGCACGCUGAUUACCGAUGACCUGUCCGAUGACAACUACAAAAGCAACGUGCAAAUAAUUCCGUCCAACGUCGAGUACGAUCAUCACGUAAGCCUCCCGGAUCACCAUAAUCAGGAACCAUCAAUUAUAGCCUCGAUCAACGAUCGACAGAUCACAACCGUCAAAGUACCUAAUCUCGUUGUCAACGGCAGUAGCAGUAGUAGUAAUAGCGGUAGUAGUAAUAACAGUAGCAAUGUAACCAUCAGCUCAACUAGUGUGUCAACGGCGCAGCCCACGGUAAUUUCUACGAUAGCGUCGUCUUCAACGCCUAUCAAAAGUGAUAGCAACUUCGGUACGGUAACGCAAAUUUCGGUCAACUCGCCAUGUGAUAGGUCUAGGACACCUCCUCAGCAGCACCAGCACUACGAGCAGGUAUUUCUUCUUUCCUCACCCAUACAAGUAGUCAGCAAUUUGGACCAACCGACCAGUCUGCAGUCACCUCUUCCGAUCGCGUCGGGUAGUUCGGCAGCAACCAAACUCAACAAGAGCAAAAUCACUCUCCUCAGUAAGCAGCAGCGUUCAUCUAGUCAUUCCGAAAUACAACUCAACCGGGUUAGGCAACUACGAAGCGGCCAAGGCAACAAAGAAAACCAAGGUGAGGGUGGUGCAGCAUGCUCUUCUGGUCACAAAAGCGGAAUUCUACCAUCGGCGAGUAGUCCGGCGGUUCCCUCCGGCGGCGGUAACCUCAGUCCGUCGAAACGGGCUCCAGUAGAUAAGAACAUCUACACGCCUCAACCGCAACGGCCGAUGCUGCAGCGGGGGCUUACCGAAAUGGUUAUUAGUCGGUCAACUAACGCGGUCGUUGCCGGUGGACGAGAUCCGGCUCGUGGACGGCAACCAACCGCUCAACAAACGGCCGACAAAUUCAGGAACGAAAUCAACGAGCAGAGACGGAGAAGCUCUUCGACUUCUGACGCGCAACCGGAAACAUCGGUGAACCCAGUCAUGAGGGCAAGGCUAAAUGGUGCGUCCCGUCUGCAAUCGCCCCCACAGCCGUUCCGACCUCAUCAUCAACUUAUCAACCAGCUGGACUCGAUGAAUGGAUCCAACCGAAAGUUGACAUUGCGGGAACAGCAGGUAAUGCAGCUGCGCCGCGAAAUGAUGCACCCGGGAGGAGUUCGGCUGCAGUUGCGGCGGAAAGAUUGCAUAAACUCAAUCGGGCUGGUGGACGCGUUCGGGGCAGUUUGGGUAGCCGGGUGGAAGCAGAAGGAACACCCGGUGCUGUACAAUGCGCUCCACAUCGGGGAUCAGCUGAUAUCGGUAGCUGGACUGGCGAUAAGCAGCGCCGCGGAAGCCCACAAAGCGAUUCGUGGAGCGCCUGGACUUUUUGUGGAAUUGAUCAUCCGGAGGGUACCAUUCGGUCGAGUUUAUGCCAUUCGUAGGGAACUGGACGGGCAGUGUUUGGGUUUGAUACGUGAUGGGAACACUUCCACCAUUGUAGAUGUGGUGCCCAACAGCUUGACGGCCAGACACGGAUUGCCUCCGAAGGCACAAUCAUGCGAUGGGUUAUCUCUCACGUUUUGGGUACUGACGGAGAUUAAUGGUCGUCCUUUGAAUUUGUUCUUUAAAGACAAUGAAAUCCGGGACCGAUUGAACGCAGUUGGGAGAGACAUAUCGAUACUGGUCCAACCAGCUGAUUUAGUGACCAAGUUGAAAAAGCAGUUGAAGUCUCUACGUGGCCACAAGGACUUUAUUGUGCAAUAGUUUGUUGGAAAGGUAGGUGUCUAAAAUCUGUAGGCAGUCAUCGUUUAUGUUUUAGUACAGAAGUUUUGGAAUAUUUUCUAAAUAUACUGAAACCUGUGCAAGUAGCAAGUGACCGUACUUCUUCAGUUUAAUAAUUUAAAAUGCGUAAUGAAGAAAAGUUGUAACCGGGAAGAAUCCUUGGGUUGCGUCAUGAUACGAGAAUAGAGCAUGUGUGAUAGAUCCUACUGCAAAGAGUCAGCGGUGGGUUAGGAAUAUUUUCCAUUUCGUGAAUUAGUUUCUAGGAAGCGGUAUUUCCACAAAAUGUUUUGCUUUUAGUUUCGAAUUUAUCCCCACGUUUAGGCAAUUUUUUGAACUAAAGUAAAUUCCAAAACAUAAGACGCUAGAACAAUGGCGACUCGUAGGCAUAAAAUAUAUUAACCAAUUCACAAUACAAAUCAAAGAAACUUGAAAGGCUGUAUUAGGGAACGGUGAAACUUUUAGCACUUUAGAAAUCUUAGGACACGUCGUGUCGUUCCCCAAAAUUGUUCAAAAUUUCCCGAUUGUAGUUCAACAAGAGUGAGGAUGUGAGAUUGUCCACCGUUUGAAUAUAAAAUAGUUUUUUUUAGCAAACUUUAAAAA
Armigeres subalbatus is the source of this 5135-nucleotide messenger RNA. Its product is annotated as serine-rich adhesin for platelets. Gene Ontology annotation, cellular component: cytoplasm; plasma membrane. The coding region runs from base 1161 to 4517 and encodes 1118 amino acids. The transcript is spliced from 8 exons. The record is from RefSeq and is a predicted model, not a curated record. Lineage: Eukaryota; Metazoa; Arthropoda; Insecta; Diptera; Culicidae.